Messenger RNA from Nicotiana tabacum (common tobacco), 780 nucleotides. The record is from RefSeq and is a predicted model, not a curated record. NCBI's taxonomy places the organism in Eukaryota, Viridiplantae, Streptophyta, Magnoliopsida, Solanales, Solanaceae.
AUGGCUGGUGGCAACGCAGAACUGAGGGAAAAGGUUGCUGCAUUAGAGGCACUCGUCGGAACUAUUGAUGGGGAUCAAUUUCUGACUAUCGUGACUCGUCUCGCCUAUCUUGAGGCCGAGAUGAACAGGCUGAGCCAGGAGUGCACAGAUCUGAAAACAGAAAAUGNUGGCAAUGAUGAAGCACAGCGUGGGGCAGAUCGUACCAAGGUCAGAAUUCCGGAGCCUAAAGAGUUCAAUGGCGCAAGGAGUGCCAAGAAACUCGAAAACUUCCUGUGGGAUAUGGAACAGUACUUCCAUGCUGCCAAAGUGCAAGAUGAAGACAAGGUCCCCAUUACGACUAUGUACUUGGUGGACGAUGCAAAGUUGUGGUGGCGUACGCGCGUGGUAGAUGAUGUAAGUGCUGGUAGGCCGAAGAUUGACUCUAGGGAAGGGCUGAAGAAAGAGUUGAAGGAUCAAUUCUUUCCUAGCAAUGCGGGCUGGAUUGCUAGAGAUCGUUUGAAGAAGUUGAAACAAACUGGAACGGUCAGGGAUUACGUCAAAGAUUUUAGUUCUUUGAUGCUAGAUAUUAGCAACAUGUUUGAGGAAGACAAGCUGCAUAAUUUCCUUUAUGGGUUGCAGUCGUGGGCGCAAAUGGAACUACGAAGGCAGAAUGUGAAAGACCUUCCUAGUGCCAUUGCUGUUGCGGAUACGUUGGGUAAUUUUCGGUUGGGACAAGAUGGUUCUGAUUUCUCUACUACUUCAAAGUCCAAAAAUGGGAACAAGGACAAGACAAAAGAGUAG